This is a messenger RNA of Echinops telfairi (small Madagascar hedgehog), 5997 nucleotides long. It is a transcript of the gene CELF2, whose product is annotated as CUGBP Elav-like family member 2. Gene Ontology annotation, molecular function: mRNA 3'-UTR binding. The transcript is spliced from 12 exons. The coding region runs from base 103 to 1314 and encodes 403 amino acids. Gene Ontology annotation, cellular component: ribonucleoprotein complex; cytoplasm; nucleus. The record is from RefSeq and is a predicted model, not a curated record. Gene Ontology annotation, biological process: mRNA splice site recognition; regulation of alternative mRNA splicing, via spliceosome. Lineage: Eukaryota; Metazoa; Chordata; Mammalia; Afrosoricida; Tenrecidae.
UAGCUGGACGCCUACCAAGGUUGUUGUUUCGUAACAUUUUAUACAAGAAAAGCUGCACUUGAAGCCCAGAAUGCACUGCACAAUAUUAAAACUUUACCUGGGAUGCAUCAUCCCAUUCAGAUGAAACCUGCCGAUAGCGAAAAGUCGAACGCUGUGGAAGACAGAAAAUUGUUCAUAGGAAUGGUUUCGAAGAAAUGUAAUGAGAAUGAUAUCAGGGUGAUGUUUUCUCCAUUUGGCCAGAUAGAAGAAUGCCGGAUUCUCCGGGGACCUGACGGGCUGAGUCGAGGCUGUGCGUUUGUCACAUUUUCUACAAGGGCAAUGGCACAGAAUGCAAUCAAAGCCAUGCAUCAGUCUCAGACCAUGGAGGGCUGCUCUUCACCGAUCGUGGUGAAGUUCGCUGACACUCAGAAGGACAAAGAACAAAGGCGCCUCCAGCAGCAGCUGGCACAGCAGAUGCAGCAGCUCAACACUGCCACCUGGGGGAACCUGACAGGUCUGGGCGGACUUACCCCGCAGUACCUGGCGCUCCUGCAGCAGGCCACCUCCUCCAGCAACCUGGGUGCAUUCAGUGGCAUUCAGCAAAUGGCAGGCAUGAAUGCUUUACAGUUACAGAAUCUGGCAACACUGGCAGCAGCUGCAGCCGCGGCCCAGACCUCAGCCACCACCACCAAUGCAAACCCUCUCUCAACAACCAACAGCGCCCUGGGAGCCCUCACGAGUCCCGUGGCAGCUUCAACCCCCAAUUCCACUGCUGGUGCAGCCAUGAAUUCCUUGACCUCCCUUGGGACUCUGCAAGGAUUGGCUGGAGCCACUGUCGGACUGAAUAAUAUUAAUGCACUAGCAGUUGCUCAAAUGCUCUCAGGUAUGGCGGCUCUGAAUGGCGGACUUGGCGCCACGGGCUUGACGAAUGGCACGGCGGGCACCAUGGACGCGCUCACGCAGGCCUACUCAGGAAUCCAGCAGUACGCAGCCGCAGCACUGCCCACUCUGUACAGCCAGAGCUUGCUGCAGCAGCAGAGCGCGGCAGGCAGCCAGAAAGAAGGUCCAGAGGGGGCAAACCUCUUUAUUUACCACCUUCCACAGGAGUUUGGAGACCAGGACAUCCUGCAGAUGUUCAUGCCUUUUGGGAAUGUGAUCUCUGCUAAAGUCUUCAUUGACAAACAGACCAAUCUGAGCAAGUGCUUUGGUUUCGUUAGCUACGACAAUCCUGUCUCGGCACAGGCUGCUAUCCAGGCGAUGAAUGGCUUUCAGAUCGGCAUGAAACGCUUGAAGGUCCAGCUGAAGCGCUCCAAAAAUGACAGCAAACCUUACUGAUCUUAGCCCCUGAGGCUCCCUGCUCUUAUUUAGCUUUCUUAGGGUAAGUCCCACGCGCGCCUGUCCUCAGCAGGGAAGGCACAGGAGGACCACACUUUGCCAACCUUUACCAAGAGAGACGGUGAUUUUUACAAGAAGGCCUCCGUUCCCCUUCUUUCCCCCCCACCCCAAUUCCUCCCACCCAGUUUGCCAUAAUGAAAACUUGGGCUACCUUGUUUUUAUCAAGUAAAUUCCUCCUCCAGUUGUGCUAUUGUAUUUCCCUCUGUUUUGCGAUUUGAAUCUCCUUUGACCUUUUUUGUUGUUGUUGUUUAUUUCGGUUCAUUUCUUUGUAUUCGUUUUUUGUUUUUUAAUUUUUUUCUUUUCUUUUUUUUUUUUUAAGAAAACUUACACAAAUAAAACGUCAUCUCGAGAAUUGAAAAGGAAAACAAAUGCUAAUGUGCAAUUUUAACUCUGAAACCACUGGUGCCCUGAACUCACUGUCUGGGCUGCCCCUGAGCAGGGCACCAGCUGGUGAGAGGUCCCACACGUGGUGGCCCAGUGAGAGAGGCCAGGGGAAGCACAAGGCAAAAUCAACACUCAUCCUUCCACUACAUGGGUUCGUUUUCAUCCCGUCGGAUGUUUAUUUUAGGGAUCAAAGACACAUGCCAUUUACUGGUCAGCUUAUUACACUGGUUGUCUAUUCUGUUGUUGUUUUAUUUUUGUUCUUAGAAGGGAUUCAUGUAAAAAAUAAUAAACAAAAAAAGAUUUAGAGAUCUGUUUCUUAAAGCUACAGGGUUUAAAAAUAAAAUUUAAAACAUGAGUGAGCAUACUUGAUGUUUCUUGAGAGAUAAAUUUAAUAAUAAUAAAUAAUACAUAAAUAAAAAAGAAAGCCACAGGCCUGUAAAUUUUAUUUGUAAAAAAAGCAUUUCUAUUUUUAUACAAAAUUUUUACUGCCUCAGAAAUAAUGGAAGUUAUUUAUUGCCUAUUGUUAACUUAUUGGAUACCUAAAGAGCAGUUCUCUGUGCUAGCUGGGUCCUUUUGAAGUCGUCUUUAGAGGUAUUGUUCUAGGAGGGGGCUUUUUUCACUGCUGAACCCUAGACCCGGGUAAAGUUCAUGCUCUAUCCUCUCGUUGUUUGUACCUGUCUGAUUAUUUUGUUCGUAACUUCCAUGAUCUAGUUUAAAGUCCGGUCGUCUGACUUUCCCCACAUGUGACAUUCGUUGAAACUGGAUCCUCUCCCCUGUUCCCCACCCCAGAGCACCCCGAAUCCAUCCCCCUUGCUCUCUCUGGAUGGAUUCUCCUGGGGUUUCAUUGUGCCGUGGAUAAAGAUUGUAAGAAAUGCAAAUUUAUGUGAAUGGCUCGUAGACUCCCUAAUGACCUAAGAUUUGCAUUAGUUGUUCUUCUGCACCCUUAAAAGUGAUUAUGUUGCUGCUGCAUAGAUCCUGUGUAACUUUGUACUCUUCCUUGUUUUCUUCCUAUAGACAUCUUCAUGCCCGUUAGUUCAUCGUUUGCCUAGCAUGUCCCUGUGGCGUCUCAAAAACAGUUUCAUCGUCCCGUCAUUGUUUCUGAUGUCUUUCUGACCUCACGUCAUAUUUGGUUCUCCUACUGACCUUUGAUCUAGUUUGACCUUUGAAAUUUGCAUGUGACCUCAUCUAGCUAUGAAUUCUGGGAAGUCAAUGUGGAAAACAUUGCUGCAUUCAUGCAAGACUGAAAUUUAUUAUUAGACAAUUAACUAUAGAAAAAAAACCUGUGGCAAAAACGUUGCGUUCUUUUUUUUGCUUUGUUUUCUUCCUUUUUUUCCUUUUUUUUUUUUCCUUUCCUUUCAUAAAACAGACUUGAAAGUAUUAUACAGGGAUUGGCAUUCUUCCCGGUCACUGGUAACAAUAGCAAUAUGUGUCCAGGGACACAGAAUGUUGGUUUCUAACAGACUACUUCCAAAAACAGUUUGAGAAAAAAAAAAAAAAAACUGUCUGAUUUUAAGUCUCUAGAGGUCUGUAAUAGUUUUUACAUUUUUCAGGCAGUGUAAAGUUUUUUGAUAAGGCCAUUUUAGAUGGCUCACUUUCUCAUUAAGAUAUAUAUAUAGAACCACUUUUUGUAGAUUAGUAUAAGAAAAUAUUUACCCUGUUUUGGGGCAAAUGCUACCUAUUUGUGUCACCUUUUGCUGAACUGACUCACAGUUAGACAAUCCAUGGUUUAAUGCACAUGAAAUUACCUAUAUUUUAUACUGUUUCGAUGUACAGGAGAAAGGCUACUGUGUCACGUUGGUGCUUCUGUGAAUUCAGUUGUGGUUUCAUCAUGAGUCUUAUGGUCUUAAUGUUCUUUGUUGAUAAGACGAGUUUAGAAUUGGUUUACUAAAAACAAAAAAGAAUUUCAAAAAAAAAAGUUGUUUGCUUAAAAAAAAAAAAUUUCACGUGAGGGUGGGGGAAAACAAAAAACAAAAACCUAUUCCAGAAUAAGUUUUGUGUUGGCUUGUGAAACAUUGAUGUCAUUUUUUUUUAAUUAUUGUGGACUAUUUAGAUGUGUUUGUGUUCAGCAAAAUGUGAUCUGUUUUUUUUUUUUCUUCUAAAGAAAAAAAAGUGACAAUAUAUAGUGCCAAAUUCCAAAGGUACUUUCCUUCCUAGAGCUUCAGUGUGUUUCUUGUGAGAAGUAAUUUGAUAACAUGGGUAUUUUAUUAUGUGUUUUGUAUAAAUCCCUAAUAUUUAAAAAACAAAAACAAAAAAAAACAACAAAAAAAGAGGUUAAAAAGUUUGUUAACUUGCUAUCCUGUGGUCUUGUUGCCUGAAAUUGUUAUUGUUUGUUAUUUCUCUAUGAUGUUUUUUGUAAGACAUUGUAUAAGUGCCCGUGUCUCACUUUUUUAACCACUCUGCACAUCAACGCUGUGAAGGCAGCCUCACAAUGCGUUUUCUUCAUCAUUUAUGGACGCCUCUAAGGUGGGAAAGUUUUGAACUUUUAACCCUUUCUACCCGGAAUUCUCUGGAAUGUUGACAACUUUUUAUAUUCUCGCCAUUUUAGUUUCUCCAUGUCUUUUCCUUCUCUUUGGGUUGUUUUUACUACCUUUUUUUUUUUUUUUUGUCCUAAGAAGAAUCUUCCUAGGACAAUUCGGAAGGGAGGAAGAUGUAACAGGUUCCAAAUGUUUCCCCCUAAUCUCACUUUUUCUUCCUUUUUUCUCUCUCUUUUUUUUUAAGACUUCUUACUUAAUGUGCUGCUGGCAUUCUUUCUUCAGUUGCAAUAAGACCCUGUUUAUUGGGUGCACCUCUGAGGAGGGCCGUAGGUUGAUUCAGCACUUGAAUAAAUCUUUAAAAACGGUUUGCUUUUGAGAUCACAUUCAGUGGUAUGCUCUAGUUUAGAACAUUUUCAUGAUACCGUACAGGGUAACCGCUCUGGGGUGAGAGUGGGCUUUUGAAGGCUUUUGUUUUGUUUCUUCAAUAUUCCUAAAUGUUUCUAACCAGCCAUGUGCUGGAAAUUCGCAGACCCCACCGGAUCUUUCUGAAUAAGCAAGGUCUCAGGAGGUAGACAGGAGCCAGGAGCCUUUUCCCGGCCUUUUGUUCCUGAUCGAGCACAUCUCAAAGGGACUGACCACGUAAGUCUGUCAUCAGAGUCGUAGAACAGAGUACCCAGCACCAGUCUCUGCUGCCACUUUAUAAAGUGCCAUACUGCCCUGGCCUUUACUUCACUCCAGUCAGCUUUGCCGAGGUCCUGACAACCGGCCAUCAUUCCUGCAGCCCCAGUACAAAUGCGAGCCGUCCUGAGAGCAGGCAGCUUCCCCGUCUCUAACACAGUGCAGAAACGGGGGGCACCCUUUCCUCCUCCCUUCUGCACCACACCACCGUGUAGCAUCCCAUGCGGGGGAGUCGGGGUGGGGGGCUGAUAGCCCUGGGAUGGAAAGGACUAGCCUCUAAUGAUGCAAAAAAAAAAAAAAGUUUCCUUCUUACAGCACGUGCACUUACAACGACAUGAUUUGUAUUUUCCUCACACGUGUUUCUAACUGCGGGGCCUUCCUUGAUCCUUUGAGGGCUAUUUUGUACUUUCUGCAGCUAUCAGCUUAACACAAAAGGUAGCACACAGGUUUCUGUCCUCCAUACCAUGUACAUGUAUGAGGGUCUGGAGGCACAUACAGAGAAAUGCGGGAGAACAUCAUGCGGAUUUCUUAGAAUUUCGUCACCUCGAUGUUGCGUAAAUCUCAACAAAUCUUUCUGCCCACCCCACCCCAUUUUUUUCACUACAGCCAAUGGCCAUCUUGCCUACUUGCCUUUUUUCCUUCAGGCAACCCAAACCAUGACAGUUCGAGGGAAAAGUCUAAGCCCCCCCCCCUUUUUUUUUUUUUUUGGCAUGCUUCACUGUCACAAAGAUAACUCACCUCAGAGACAGCUUGUCCUUGUAUUUGCUUUAUCUUUUAAUAUUAAAAGGGGAGGGGGAAAAAGCUGCCAGGGUGCAAGGCCUGGGCCAGAAGAAGAAAAGACCCACACCAACCAGCCAGGGUUAUCGCUUUUCUCUUUUCUCAUUUUUUUUAAAUCAAGAGUCGCAGACAGUCCUUUCUGCAACUCACUUCAGAGAGUUGUGAGAAUGUGGCAGUACUCAAAGGCGGAACAAGUUCAUCUUUCUGUCACCCUAGGGGUUAGCGUUCUUCUGGCUUGUGCUAUCCAGAAUCAUUUUACUGUUUCUGUUUUUAUGAUCUUAAGUGCUAAUUAACAAGAAGAAAUAAACUU